Molecule: messenger RNA, 1963 nt
Organism: Aureobasidium pullulans EXF-150
Lineage: Eukaryota; Fungi; Ascomycota; Dothideomycetes; Dothideales; Saccotheciaceae
Product: MFS general substrate transporter
Exons: 8
Coding region: 110-1879 (589 amino acids)
Biological process (GO): transmembrane transport
Molecular function (GO): transmembrane transporter activity
Source: RefSeq, a predicted model, not a curated record
CUGAAAUAGGGUAGAGUGCCCAUCUGGAGAGGUGAGAGCGACUUUGUUUCGAUCUUACUUUCCUAAACUCACAUCUUCGACCGGGCGCUUUACUCCGACCAUAAUUAACAUGGCCGAAGGCUAUGAAGAUGGCAUUACCAGGACUUCCAGCGGGCGUCAGACAUACGCUCCUGACGGUCUGUCCAGCCUAGGCCACUCUACAUCUGGACAAGAAGCACCUGAACAGAGCAGGGCUGCUAGCAUUUCUGGAACCACAACGGCACACUCUACCAGAUCGAGCAUCUCCGGCCCAAGGGGAUCCAAGGAAGACAAUGACCAGGACCAGAAACCCAAGAACAAGACUGGUCUUCCAGCUGGUCUUACAGCCGGUCUGAACGAGGAAAACUUCAGCUCCGAAGCGGACGUCGAGAUGCAAAGGGAGCGAACUAAUCGCAGCUUGAACGAGAAGGACGACGAGAAGGAUGAGGGAGAAGAGGAGGAAAAUGAUCCUAACUUGGUCGACUGGGAUGGUCCUGAUGAUCCAGGAAACCCGAUGAACUUUCCUGCCUGGAAGAAAUGGUUGAUUACGGUCGUUGCUGGCUUGAUGACCUUCUCAGUCACUUUCGCAUCGUCCGUCUUCAGUACUGCUACCACGCCUACAUCUCAAGAGUUUGGUGUCAGCACUGAGGUGAUGAUCUUGGGAACUUCACUCUUCGUUCUUGGCUUCGCGUUUGGACCAAUCGUCUGGAGUCCUUUUUCGGAGUUGUUUGGACGCAAGCUUCCGCUGUUCAUUGGUUUCUUCAUCUUCGCCAUUUUUCAGAUUCCUGUAGCAGUUGCUCAGAAUCUUGAAACGAUCUUCAUCUGCAGAUUCCUUGGUGGUUUCGCAGCAUCGGCUCCGUUGGGAAUUGUGGGAGGGUUACUUGCAGACAUCUUUGGCCCAAUCGACAGAGGUAUUGCGGUUGCUGUUUUUGCCUCGGCAACCUUCGUCGGCCCCGUUGCUGGACCAAUUGUGGGCGGAUUUAUCACUAUGUCCCAUCUCGGAUGGAGAUGGACUGCCUGGAUCACCCUGAUCAUGGCUGGGUUCUUCGGACUGAUCGGUUUCGUCGUUAUCCCAGAGACCCUGGCUCCUGUUUUGCUUUCACGCAGAGCAAAGAAGAUCCGCUUCGCCACGAAGAACUGGGCAGUCCACGCAAAGGCAGACGAGAACGAGGUCAACAUGAAGGAGCUCGCGCACCGUUACCUGCUGAAGCCUUUCCAAAUGCUUGCCAUGGAGCCUAUCCUUCUGCUCGUCACCUUGUACAUGGGCUUCAUUUAUGGGUUUCUGUACCUUUGCUUCGAAGCAUAUCCCAUUGCUUUCCAACAGGAACGUGGUUGGAACGCUGGCGUUGGAGCUCUGCCCUUCGCCGCCAUCAUCGUCGGAGUAGCUUUUGGCUCCAUCUUCAUCUGCUUCUUCACCAAAACCAGAUUUGCCAGAAAGAUGAAGGAACAUGGCGAGGUUGUACCUGAAGAGAGAAUGAUUCCGAUGAUCGUGGGAGGUGCCCUGCUGCCAAUCGGCAUGUUUUGGUUCGCGUGGACGAGCAAUCCCAACAUCUUAUGGGUCCCGCAAGUCAUUUCAGGAGCCUUCAUCGGUGCAGGAGUAUUGCUUGUCUUCUUGCAGGGGCUUAACUACAUCAUCGACGUGUACAAGGUGAAUGCCAACUCGGCCAUCGCGGCAAACACGUUUUUCCGAUCGUGGCUGGGAGCUGGUUUCCCUUUGUUUGCCACGUACCUCUUCCAAAAUCUGGGAGUCCCUUGGGCCAUGUCCCUCCUCGGCUUCCUCACGCUAGCUCUAUUCCCAGUUCCGAUUCUUUUCUUCAUCUACGGUGAGAAGAUCCGCAAGCUGAGCAAGUUCAGCGCCUAGAAUUUGUUUGAAGCAUGAUGUUGGGGUUCGGAGGAAAAUAGCCUAUAAUGUCUCGUAUGAAUUUGAUAAUUUAGCAUAAGCUUC